GGAGACCCCGUUGAGAGGACCUUGCCUCUUUAUAAAGACAAGAUACAACUCAUGCAACUGCCUUUGAAAUAAUCCACAGGAUUUCUUGCGAUAGUCUCUCCUUCACUUUGCACUUCAAAGAAGGGUUCUGCUCUGUGGCUCUAUGCGACUGCUGGUGACUGAAAAGAGGACCCACAUGAACUGGAAUUAGUUUGGUCAUUCAUUCGGAGUCAGACCAUUUUAAGCGUUGUAACCAAGCGGACUGAGGACCGGAGACUUGCCUUGCAUGACACAGGAUUACUUUGUUUCUGGAUAGGACUGUUUCUAGUUUCAGGGUCAAUCCAAUACCCGGGUGCUUGCUGCGCUUCUCUCCAUCGACACCGCGCACCUUCCCUGGUAAACUCGUUCAUCGCUGCCUUUCCGCGCAGCUCGUGUUGCAGGUGCGGAGACACAGAGCGCUUGGACAGAUGGCUGCGCUGACGAUACAACGGAAUGACAACUUUCUACACACCUUUUUACAGGACCGGACCCCCAGCUCGUCCCCAGAGGGAGCCCCCAACGCCCUGUCCUUCCUGGCCACCACCUGUAGCCAGGCCUGGCAGGUGGGUGGCACGGUGGGCUCUGAGAGCUCCCAGUUCCCCUAUGAGGGGGCGGUGGGGGUGAGCUCAGCCUCCGGGAUGUUCCAGCUCUGGAGCAACGAGGUGGCGGUGGCCCCUAGUUCUAGUCUCAGCGCCUCUAGUCUCACUGCAGCCGCACAUCAGAUGACAUUCGCGGUGCCCAAGGUCCAGUUCCCUGUUGGCCCUGGACAGAGUCUGCCUUCUGGCCUGGGUCCUCACCCCCACGCGCUCUACCAUCACCACCACCAUCACCACCACCACCACGAGCUGCCCCUGACUCCGCCGGCCGAGCCGCCCUCCGCCUACUCUUUCGAGCUCUCCCCCGUCAAGGUCCUCUCAUCCCAGAGCCAGGGUCCCAAUGGGCCGCAGUACUACCCCCAGCAUAAUGGCGUCUCUGUGGGACAAAACUUCCCCGGCUUCUUUCAGAACUCUGUAUCCUCCGCCAGGCACCAUCUAUCCGGCGGACAACACCAUGUAGGGGAGGAGGGCCAGCAGGGCUGGUGGAGCCUCCCCCAGACCACUGGCCACGGAAGCCCCACCAACCACCACCCCUUUUCCCUGGGCCGGCAGCUGGUCCUGGGCCACCAGCCCCAAAUCGCAGCCCUCCUACAGGGCACCUCCAAGGGCCUGUUAUCCUCCACACGCCGCUGCCGUCGCUGUAAGUGCCCCAACUGCCAGGCCAACGGCGGGGGACUCGAGUUUGGCAAGAAACGACUGCACAUCUGUCAUAUCCCAGAGUGCGGCAAGGUGUACAAGAAGACGUCUCACCUGAAGGCCCACCUGCGCUGGCAUGCCGGGGAGAGGCCGUUCAUCUGCAACUGGCUGUUCUGCGGGAAGAGCUUCACACGCUCCGACGAGCUACAGCGCCACCUCAGAACACACACCGGGGAGAAGAGGUUCGGAUGCCAGCAGUGCGGGAAGAGGUUCAUGAGGAGCGACCACCUCUCCAAACACGUCAAGACUCACCAGAGUAGGAAGAGCCGGUCUGGUGGGAACACGUCGGACUCUCUGUUGGCCAAUAUCAAGAGAGAGUAGAACAGACUAGAGGGGGGGAUUCAAUAGACUCUAUAUAGAGCCAAGAGACUGCAAUAUGUGAUGAUACUGUAACUGCCACAGAUCCUCCGAGGGAGAGUGGUGCGGACCACAAGGACAACCUAUAGACUAUUAACCUCUGUAGUCGUGACCAUUUUCAGCCCGUCAACAAAACGCUUUUGAGAGGUAUUUCACAACAAGGGAAGCAAAUCGAGUGGCAAGGUUCAGGAUUGUGAUAUGGACACAGAGCCUUCACUGGGCAUUUCUAGGUGUCGCACAAAAAAGGAUCUCCCAUAGCAAGGGGGUAGCCACUCUUUACCUUUGAUGGUGACAUUAUAACCUGGUUCCCACAUUAAUCAGCUGUCAAUGUCCACGGUCAAAUCAAAUCAAAGUUUUGGUUGGUCACGUGCACACGGUACAGUGAAAUGCUUGCUUGCUAACUCAACAAUGCAGUACCAUAAUAUCAAUCAAGAAUCAAAUGCCAACUACAAAAGUCCAAAAAUAAGAAGUAGUAAUAAAAAGUCCAAAAAUAACAUAAAAACCAGUGUGUAUGUACAUAAUUGAAUAUACAGUAUGAUCGAUUUUUUUUUUCAAAACGAAGACUGUUUUUAAGUAGUAAAGUGGAUAGCAGCUUGAAUAGAUAGUCAUAAUAAGAAUUCCGAGGUCUUCAUUUUAUUUUUGAUUUAAUUUGUCAUAUUGAAAUAUAAAUCAUUCAGCAAAUUUAUGUAACAUGCAAGUGAUCCACUUUCUGCACGUUUCAUCUUUUAGAAUCUGGAAUUCAGAAACAUUUUUGAUAAUGGAAUGUGAAUUACAUGAGGAAGAAAAUGUAUCUGAAUGAAGUAUACCACAUAUAGGUUGAUUUUAAGACAUUUGCUGUUUGGCCAAAUGUAUAUAUUGAUCUGACGGUUGAUUGUGGGAUCAGUGUUAUAAUGUUUUAUUCAUGGAUAUAUAAACCCCUAUCUCAGUUUCAUCUGUUGCUGAAAUUGAUUCUUGUUAUUUAAUCAGAAUGUGAAUUGCCAUUCCUAUGUGUACAAACCACAAUUUGUUGGAAGACUUUGUAAAUAAUGUAUCACUUUCACAGACAACUUCAUUGAAGUUAAGACUGCAUGUACAUUUUAAUAAAUGGGAAUUCCUUGCUAAAGCA
This is a messenger RNA of Oncorhynchus kisutch (coho salmon), 2772 nucleotides long. RefSeq names its product Sp5 transcription factor-like (gene sp5l). Gene Ontology annotation, biological process: regulation of transcription by RNA polymerase II. The transcript has 2 exons. The record is from RefSeq and is a predicted model, not a curated record. Gene Ontology annotation, molecular function: RNA polymerase II cis-regulatory region sequence-specific DNA binding; DNA-binding transcription factor activity, RNA polymerase II-specific. The coding region runs from base 447 to 1631 and encodes 394 amino acids. Lineage: Eukaryota; Metazoa; Chordata; Actinopteri; Salmoniformes; Salmonidae.